Molecule: messenger RNA, 1045 nt
Organism: Glycine soja
Lineage: Eukaryota; Viridiplantae; Streptophyta; Magnoliopsida; Fabales; Fabaceae
Product: acid phosphatase 1-like
Exons: 3
Coding region: 82-867 (261 amino acids)
Molecular function (GO): acid phosphatase activity
Source: RefSeq, a predicted model, not a curated record
AUUUCUUCCUCAACGUAAUUUUUCCUUUCAUCCACAUUUCUACAUUUUCCCCUCUUUGGAGAAAUCAAAAGAGGGGAACCCAUGAUUCCUCCUCCAUCUUCCUUUCUCUUCCAGUUCCUCCUCCUCUUUCCUCUCAUACUCUCCCAUUCCGAUUCCGAUUCCGGUCACCCCGUGCUCCCGCGCCCGCUGAUCGUGGAGUACCCGGAGUUCGACGCGGUGCUGCGGUGCGGCGCGUGGCGCGUGGCGGGGGAGGCGAACAACCUAGGCGCGUGGGCGAUAAUUCCCGAGGAAUGCGCGGAGUACGUGAAGGACUAUAUGAGCGGGAAAGGCUACGCGCUUGACCUGGAAAUGGUCUCCAAAGAGGCGGAGGAGUACGCGAGGACUGUGCCACUCGGCUACGACGGGAAGGACGCGUGGGUUUUCGACAUCGACGAGACUCUCCUCUCCAAUCUCCCCUAUUAUGCCGCACAUGGAUAUGGGCUUGAGGUCUUUGACCACGAGAAGUUUAACGAUUGGGUGGAAAAGGGUGUAGCUACAGCCAUUGAACCCAGUUUAAAGCUCUAUGAAGAUGUUUUGAAUCUGGGAUUCAAGGUUAUUUUACUGACUGGACGUAAUGAAAGGCACAGGAGUGUCACUGUUGAUAAUUUGAUCAAUGCUGGGUUUAAGGACUGGGACCAGCUCAUAUUAAGAACCUCAGAUGAUCAAGGGAAACCAGCUGUGCUCUACAAAUCAGAGAAGAGAGGUGAGAUGGAGAAAGAUGGAUACAGGAUUCUUGGAAAUUCUGGUGACCAGUGGAGCGAUUUAUUAGGUUCUUCAAUAUCUGUUCGGUCCUUCAAGCUUCCAAAUCCCGUGUAUUACAUUCCUUAGUAAUGCCCCAUUCAUUUGCAUAUAAUUGUUGUUUGAAUUGUACAUAAGGGUAGUGGCUCAAUUCAUAUACUGAAUAUCAUAUUGCCAAUGAUUCAUAAACUGAAUAUCACUGAAAUUCUAAUACAUACUGACUAAUUAAACUUGUGUUAAAACUUAUGUAACAUUUGCCAGUUGUUAA